AUGGCUUGGGAAGAGGUCGCUCAGAGAAAACGCACCCAGAGGGAGCAAUGUAUCCACGCAUUCCGACGACUUAUCAAUGGGGCACACAAAAGGAGGACAACGAUUGCUGGAAAGCUUGUAGGCCAUGUCGAAGUCCCGGCAUUGACAAAGAUGUAUGCGACUGGCGAGGUCUCUGUCGAGGAUGUCGUUGUGGCCGUCAUUCUACAGGCGAUUGAAGCACAUGAAAAAACCAAUUGUUUGACCGAGCCUCUUUUCGAGAGCGCCGUGGAACGCGCGCGAGAACUCGAUCAGUAUUACAGAAAGACCGGGAAGCUUGUGGGACCGCUCCAUGGUAUACCCAUGUCUCUGAAGGACCAAUUCGACAUUGCAGGUGUGGACACGACAUUUGGUUACGUCGGUCGAGCAUUUCGGCCUGCCUCCGAGGACGCGCCGAUGACGAAAGUCCUCAAGGACUUGGGCGCGGUGAUCAUCACCAAGACCAAUGUACCGCAGACCAUAUUGUGGGGUGAGACUGAAAAUCCAAUGUGGGGUCUGACGACGCUGCCAGACAGGCCAGAUUUCACCGCCGGGGGGUCGUCUGGAGGUGAAGCCGCUCUCUUGAGUCUGGACGGAUCACUUUGUGGAUGGGGUACCGACAUUGGCGGAUCGGUUCGAGGCCCCAGUCACUUCAACGGGCUCUUUGGCUUGAAGCCGACGAGCAGUCGGUUUUCACACCGCGGGGUUCCAGGACCUCAUGAAGGGCAAGAACAUGUGCCCUCCUCGGUGGGACCCAUGGCCAAGCGACUUUCAUCGCUGGUGGCCGUCACGAGGGCAGUUUUGAAUUCGCAAGCGUGGCUUCAAGAUCCAAAGGUUGUCCCGAUGCCGUGGCGUGAAGCCAUCUACCAGGAAGUUCUGAAUCGGCGUCUGAGAAUCGGACUGAUCGUCGACGAUGGAAUCGUCGAGCCCCAUCCGCCCGUACAACGCGCCGUGCGAGAAGCGGCCGCUCUCCUCCGAAAGGCCGGGCACGAGAUCGUCCCGUGGGAUACGUCCGAGCACAUGUCUUUCAUAGAGAUCCAGGAUCAAUUCUACAGGGCCGACGGGGGGGAAGACAUUCGCCGCGAAAUCGCCGGCGCGGGCGAACCCAUGCUGCCGCACGUCGAAGCCCUGGUCGCCAGCAGCAAGCCCAUCUCCGUGUACGACUACUGGCAGCUGAACAGGGCCAAAGUACGAGCCCAGCAGACGUACAACACAAAGUGGGACGACGCGGGCGUCGAUGUCUUGUUGAGCCCGGUGGCGGGACACGCUGCGUUGCCACAUGGAUGUUUUCGAUACACGGGGUACACCAAGGUUUGGAACUUCCUGGACUACACGGCAUUGUCAUUUCCAUGGACCAUUGUCUCGAAACAUCUCGACUCGCACGACGUCAACGCGACAUCGACGACAGACCGAGACCGUUCGGCCGGGCUUUCUAAUCCGUUCAACGCCUACAACCGCCGACUGUACGAUCUCGCGUCCAUGGACGGUCUCCCGGUCGGGGUGCAGAUCAUCGGAAGGAGGUUCGACGAAGAGAAAGUACUCGCGGUGGCCGAAAUCCUCCAAAGUGAAGCCGACAAGUCAACCCAGAAAGCUACGGGAUGAUGAUCAGAGAAUGGUUGAAAAUCCGGCGACAUUCUUUGACUGAUUUGGCCACUCGGGUCAGGGGUGCACCCAACUGCGACCAGGAGUGGUUCCCUCACUCGUGAUCGGUAGUCCUCCACGCCACGACCGCUGGUUAGAUACGCAAGUACCUAGGUACCUUUGGGUGGGUACGGUGUGGCAUCCGGGACGGCUCCCUUUCGAGCACCCCGUACGGAGUGCGGCGUACCUCUCUCUGCGUUACGCGACCGAGCUAUUCAAUCCUACCUCACCCCGAGGUGAACGAGUACCUUGGGUGGGUAGGUGAGUGACUCUGUCCAUCCCUGUCCACCCGUACCGGAGUACGAUCAACGCCCCGGGUAUUCUUUUUCUGUGAUGCCCGUGGUGCCUGUGUACGCGAGCUUAGGGUUAUGCCUCCUGUGAUGCCGAGCAGAAAACGACCUCACCACCGUAGUGGGAGGAUUUUACAUUUAUCUAGAUGAUAGAAUUCUUCUCUACAGUAGUUUGCAUAUCUUUUUUUUUCAAAUCACGGUACCUCGCUUGUCGCACCUCAACACGGUCUCCAGGGCCAAAAUUGGUCGUCGCGACAAACAUUGACAAAGGUUCACUCACGUUGGAACCGUCCGACAGAAUUUAGUUGGUCGUCAUUGAGACGUCCUCAAAGGUGGCCGAUCUGGACGUCCCCUCCUCGCCUUCCUCGUCCACGAACAAUUCGCGGCCUCUGGUGUUGGCUGUCAUCGUCGUCACCAUCGUCGAGUCCUCUCGUUGUUCUUGUUGUUGCGU
Messenger RNA from Exophiala oligosperma, 2397 nucleotides. RefSeq lists its product as uncharacterized. The transcript is spliced from 7 exons. The record is from RefSeq and is a predicted model, not a curated record. Lineage: Eukaryota; Fungi; Ascomycota; Eurotiomycetes; Chaetothyriales; Herpotrichiellaceae. The coding region runs from base 1 to 1617 and encodes 538 amino acids.